This is a messenger RNA of Penicillium concentricum, 201 nucleotides long. RefSeq lists its product as uncharacterized. NCBI's taxonomy places the organism in Eukaryota, Fungi, Ascomycota, Eurotiomycetes, Eurotiales, Aspergillaceae. The transcript has a single exon. The record is from RefSeq and is a predicted model, not a curated record. Bases 1 to 201 code for a protein of 66 amino acids.
AUGACGGCCCCAGUUGUCUGUUACCAUUGUGCCCACAAUCGAUUACCAAUCCGAAAAACCCUGUCUGCCCUCAGCGAGUCCAUCACAAUGACCGAGGUGAAAAUCUCACCUGUCUAUUUGACGGCCGAAAUGACCCUCCUGGGGCCCUCCAAGCCCAUGUCAGGCGAGAACACGGUAAGAUGGAUUGAGAUUCAACCUUGA